AUGCUGAGUACUCUUGCCAGAGGCUGCCGCUCGGUUGCGGUUCGCAACUACUCCGCUACACUCGAUGCUCAUGGAAAAGUUCUUGAUGAGCAAAAGCCAAUGGAUGAGCAAGUCAGCCCGUCGUUCUACAAGAUGGUUGACUACUACUUCAACAAGGGAGCUGACGUUAUCGCCCCAAAGCUUGUUGAGGAAAUCAAGUCAAACUCCUUGAGUCAGAUGGAUAAGAAGAACUUGGUUGCUGGAAUUUUGGGAGCUAUUAAGCCAGUAAACAAAGUUCUCUACAUCACGUUCCCAAUUCGUCGUGACAACGGCGAGUUCGAGGUUAUCGAGGCCUGGCGUGCGCAGCACUCUGAGCACAAAACUCCAACUAAGGGAGGUAUCCGUUACUCCAUGGAUGUCUGCGAGGAUGAGGUGAAAGCUUUGUCUGCGCUUAUGACCUACAAAUGCGCUGUUGUUGACGUUCCAUUCGGUGGAGCCAAAGGAGGUGUCAAGAUCGAUCCAAAGAAGUACACUGACUACGAAAUCGAGAAAAUUACUCGUCGUAUCGCUAUCGAAUUCGCCAAGAAGGGAUUCCUCGGUCCAGGAGUCGAUGUUCCAGCCCCAGAUAUGGGAACUGGAGAGCGCGAAAUGGGAUGGAUCGCUGACACCUACGCUCAAACCGUUGGACAUUUGGACAGAGAUGCAUCUGCAUGCAUCACUGGAAAACCAAUCGUCAGCGGAGGAAUUCACGGACGUGUUUCCGCUACUGGAAGAGGAGUCUGGAAAGGACUUGAGGUUUUCACCAACGAUGAGGAGUACAUGUCCAAGAUUGGAUUGACCACUGGACUCGAAGGAAAGACUGUUAUCAUUCAAGGAUUCGGUAAUGUUGGACUCCAUACUCACCGCUACUUGCACCGCGCCGGAGCCAAGAUUAUCGGAAUUCAAGAAUGGGACAGUUCCAUCUACAACCCAGAUGGUAUUCACCCGAAAGAACUGGAAGAUUGGAAGGAUGCCAACGGAACGAUCAAAAACUUCCCAGGAGCCAAGAACUUCGACCCAUUCACUGACCUCAUGUAUGAAAAGUGCGAUAUCUUCGUCCCAGCUGCGUGCGAGAAGUCGAUACACAAGGAAAACGCCGCCAAGAUUCAGGCUAAAAUCAUUGCCGAAGCUGCUAAUGGACCAACUACCCCAGCUGCCGACAAGAUUCUUCUCGCUCGUGGAGAUUGCUUGAUCAUCCCAGAUAUGUACGUCAACUCUGGUGGUGUCACUGUUUCAUACUUCGAGUGGUUGAAGAACUUGAACCACGUCUCUUACGGUCGUCUUACUUUCAAAUACGAGGAGGAAACCAAUAAGAUGCUUUUGGCCUCCGUUCAAGAGUCGGUUUCUGGUGCCAUUGGAAAGGAGUUCCAAGUUAUGCCAAACAAGGAAUUCGCCGCUAGAAUCGCCGGAGCCAGCGAGAAGGAUAUCGUUCAUUCUGGACUUGAAUACACCAUGCAGAGAUCCGGAGAAGCCAUUAUCCGUACCGCUCACAAAUACAACUUGGGAUUGGACAUCCGUACCGCGGCUUACGCCAACUCUAUCGAGAAAGUCUACAACACCUACAGAACUGCUGGAUUCACUUUCACAUAA
Messenger RNA from Caenorhabditis bovis, 1608 nucleotides. NCBI's taxonomy places the organism in Eukaryota, Metazoa, Nematoda, Chromadorea, Rhabditida, Rhabditidae. The record is from the annotation of a GenBank genome assembly.